AUGGGGUUUCAUAUACAAAGAUAUAUUGCUAUGAUGGGGAGAGGGAUAAAUCCCAAAACAUGGAAAAGAAUGUGGGUAGAUUGUAAAGAUAAGCAAAUAAUACAUUUAUACAAUGGUAUGGCAGAAUUUACGAAUACACAGAUUGCCCAAGUUGCUAGAGUCUAUCAUUAUAGGUAUUGGUGGUGGGCCAAUCCAUUUGGUAUGGGACUAGUUUUUUAUUUAGGAUAUAAAGCAUGGUAUAUGGUAUAUAUGAAUCACAAACAAAGAAAAGUAGCACAAGUUGUUGCUUCAGCUUAUGGCCAAGGUGGACAAUGGCUUAAUCCAGUUCCAAAAUAA
Plasmodium vinckei vinckei is the source of this 336-nucleotide messenger RNA. RefSeq names its product conserved Plasmodium protein, unknown function. Lineage: Eukaryota; Apicomplexa; Aconoidasida; Haemosporida; Plasmodiidae. The transcript has 2 exons. The coding region runs from base 1 to 336 and encodes 111 amino acids. The record is from RefSeq and is a predicted model, not a curated record.